Messenger RNA from Micropterus dolomieu (smallmouth bass), 2964 nucleotides. It is a transcript of the gene znf740b, whose product is annotated as zinc finger protein 740b. The coding region runs from base 145 to 873 and encodes 242 amino acids. Gene Ontology annotation, biological process: regulation of transcription by RNA polymerase II. Lineage: Eukaryota; Metazoa; Chordata; Actinopteri; Centrarchiformes; Centrarchidae. The transcript is spliced from 6 exons. Gene Ontology annotation, cellular component: nucleus. The record is from RefSeq and is a predicted model, not a curated record. Gene Ontology annotation, molecular function: DNA-binding transcription factor activity, RNA polymerase II-specific; RNA polymerase II cis-regulatory region sequence-specific DNA binding.
CCCGGUGAGCACUUCCGGUGGCGUUUCCUGUCAGUGUUUAUAAACUGAGAAAAAAAAAUUGGAAGUGCGACAAGAAAUAAUAAUCUACAGAACUCUUAAAAUCGAAAGGCUGGGUUGCUGGGCUGCGAGGCGGUGCUGUCCAGCAUGGCCCUAAUGCAAGCCAACAACAUCCCUGGCCAGAAGAGGAUGAUGUCACCCUUGGGUCAAGGGCAACGGGCCAGUCCAGAGAGCCACCAAACCCACUCGCAGCACAGCCACAACCACCAUGGACACCAGGUUCACCAUGGACAAGCCCACCACAGCCACAUGGGCCAUCCCUCAGGCGGGUCCUGUCCACCCCUGCUGAUCCGAAAAGACGGGGAUUAUCAUUCAUCAAGAAUGAUGGACGGAAAGGACAUGCAGGCAAAUCAGAACAUGCAACCCAAGAAGAAGCACAAAAAGUCAGGGUCAUCCAACAAAGUUAAAGAGAAAGUAGAGUUACUUCCACCAAUCAGUAUGGAUGAUGACAGUUCCUUGAAAGUUCAGAAGAACUUCAUCUGUGACCACUGCUACGGAGCUUUCCGGAGUAGCUACCACCUCAAGCGACAUAUACUUACACAUACAGGAGAAAAGCCAUUUGCUUGUGACGCGUGUGAUAUGCGCUUCAUUCAGCGUUACCACCUGGACAGACAUAAGAGGGUCCACAGCGGAGAGAAGCCGUACCAGUGUGAUCGCUGCCAUCAGAACUUCUCACGGACAGACAGGCUGCUGAGACACCGACGGCUAUGUACAGUUGGGAUCAGCAAAGAAGAAAACCAGUACUCACAAGAUGCAUCUGCCCAUCCAGCUUCAUGGAGCCCCCUACAGCCUUCCAACAACCGCCUGACCGUCUGACCCACCACUUCCCACUGAAACCCACAGAGACCCUACAGACAACAGCAGUCGUCACACAUUGGAGCUCAACAGUGCUGUCACUUAAACAGCCUAGCUUAAACACAACUUUAGUUUGCUUGCGCCAGCUCAUUCGUAGAGCUUGAUAGUGGAUUUUUGUACUUUUUUUAUCUACUGUUACAUUCAUGGGACAGGCAAAAGGGGAAGGAUGAAUACACGACCCUGGACAACAGGUAUUCUGGCAAUAAUUGAAUGAAACACACACAGUUCUGGUAUCUUUUGGUAUUGCUGUGAAGGGAUUGACUGGUUGAUCUGCAAUCAACCCCAGUGCUGCCCUCUACAACAUACGGACAGUUCACAAACGGACACACAUACUGUGUAGCUUUUUAGUGUUCAAGUCCUACUCAAUUUGUGUUCCUAAUUCUACUUACCAUGUACCAGCUACAGCUCCUAAGCGAAAGCUCACAGCAGACUUGUGGUCCAUGCUGUCGUGAGGUUGUGAUUAGCCACCUAUCCAAAGCUGUAGGCGCAACACAUCUGAAAUCACAUUUAAUGGACUUUUUGAUAACACUGACCUAAACAUGAAAGGGGAUUAUUACAGAGUGAAAUGCAAACUAGUCAUUCAUUUUUAUCUAAUGUACAUGAAAGCCCUUUUCCAACACACAAGUCUUAAAACGGAUCUAAAAUAAUUUUUUACCUGCUGUUCAUUCAGCUGUAAAACUGAAAAAAUAACUACAGUUGCAACCCUGUUGUUGAUACCUGAUAACAGCUUUAAAAACACUAAAGGUUAAGUCGAUGCUCCUGAAAGGUAAAAUUUUCAAAUAAUCUUGGUAUUAGUUAAGUUAUGGAGCAACAGGUGGCUCACAUAUUCACUGUUCUACCUUGUUUUAAAGGGGGUUCGUCCUGAAUGUUAAUAGGUUACGCUGUUAAAAUACAGUAGAAGGCUGAUUUUGUAGGAACAGUCCAGAUUUUUUUUAUGUUCUUGAAUGAAGUUAGUGAGCUUUUUUUAUAAUAACUGGAUGUAGGAACCAUCUGUCUGUACCAAAAAUAGGUGUUUCCUAAAAUGCUUCUGUAAUAACCCCCUCAAUAUAAAUUCAUCGUGCUUACUGUCUGUUAGUCUUUUUUUCUUCCUGCUUCUGCAUUCAUAGAUUCUUCUGACUUUGAAAGACUUGCGUCCUUUCAAAGUAUUUUACUUAGUCAGGCAUCUGAAAUCCUGAGGUUUACCUGUGAAAUCUUGUCAAAACAGGUGGACAGUUGCACACAAUUGGAUAAAAACUAGUCCCAUGUCUAAAUUUGUCACUGAAGGUACUGGGGACAUUUUUAUUAUUGCCAACUAGUUUGAUUCAGUGUUCAUGAUAAUGGCCCAGAUCAUUUCAAACAGUUGGAACUAUAAUUAGGCUCACCUCUGUCUUGACCUGUCUGAAUGUGAUCUGAAUACAGUGCCAUGUCAUUUCAUCUCUUGUUUAACCUUGAGCAUCUUCAGUGAAGGUGACUAACUGUACGCAGUGGACAUGGCAUAAUAGGGUCCACAUGGUGUUUUGUAUGAUGAUGACCUACAUUAUAUUUUGUUUAGGCCUCUGUACGAGUAAACCGGACUAAACACUGGACUGAAGAUGUUAGCUCAAUUGUAGAGGUUUGUAUUGUAGACUGGUACUUCUGUUGCUGUCAUACUUAUAGAUUAUGUGAAAGACGUUUGGGGCCCAUCACUGACGUCUUAUGAAGUUAAUAUAUAUUUAAAUUGUAGUAGGGGUAGAAAAUAGUAUGUAUGGGACCUACACUCCAGAAGAAAAUCAAAGUAUUUACAAAGUUAUAAUCCUUAGUCUGAUGAUUUCUUACGAUAACUGAAAAGUCAACGACAAGUCAUCCUUUAACUUGCUGGAGUAAAGUAAAAGCUGACACUCUUUCCCUUUUAGUAUUUUUUUGCAUGUAUUUGUUGGAGGAUCUUGUAUACAUUUUGUUUUGGUAAAGAGAUUUUUUUUUUGUCAUUUCAGGGGUGAAAUGAAAUCAAUUUUGACUCCCUCAAUCAUACUGUAGUGUGGACUUUGUAAUGGAGUUUUAGGGCCCCAAGUCUCAAUAAAGCUGUUACACUUUUUA